AUGUUAGUCCAAGACCGGGUAACAGCUAACCCAAAUCCAAAAUCUCCCAAAUCCCAAAUCAGACCCACCAUCAACAAUCACCACCACGACCUCCAACACCGCUUCUCAGAGUCAAAAUCUUUAGAUUUCUCCACAUGGGUAUCUGAGAAUUUCUACAGAAUCAUCACAAUCACAUUGCUAAUCUCCACUGUCGCUGCCAUCUUCUUCCUCCGGAGCACUGGUGACACUUUUCUCUACCUUCAGUCACAUGCACAACCUCUAGACAAAACCCAUAAUUUUCCUCACAUAAAUUGGAACAACAUCCUACCAAUCACUGACAAAUCUUCGCCUUAUGCGAACUUCCGGUCAGAGAAAUGGAUUGUUGUUAGUGUCUCUCAUUAUCCUUCUGAUUCGCUUAAAAAGCUUGUUAGAAUUAAAGGUUGGCAAUUGCUAGCAAUUGGGAAUUCAAGGACGCCUAAUGAUUGGUCCUUGAAGGGUGCAAUUUACUUGUCUUUAGAACAACAAGCGACUUUAGGGUUUCGGGUUUUGGGCUAUGUACCUUAUGAUUCUUAUUUAAGGAAAAGCGUGGGGUAUUUGUUUGCGAUCCAACAUGGGGCAAAGAAAAUUUUUGAUGCUGAUGAUCGUGGAGAGGUUAUCGAUGGUGAUUUAGGGAAGCAUUUUGAUGUGGAGUUAAUGGGGGAGGGGGCUAGGCAAGAGACUAUAUUGCAAUAUAGUCAUGAGAAUGAGAAUAGGAGUGUAGUAAACCCUUACGUUCAUUUUGGUCAAAGGACAGUUUGGCCUAGAGGGUUACCAUUAGAGAAUGUGGGCGAAAUUGGUCAUGAAGAGUUUUACACUGAGGUUUUUGGUGGGAAACAGUUUAUACAACAAGGACUAUCAAAUGGAUUGCCUGAUGUUGAUUCUGUGUUUUAUCAUACUAGGAAAACGGGUUUGGAAGCUUUUGAUAUUAGGUUCGAUGAGCGUGCCCCAAAAGUAGCGUUGCCUCAAGGGGUAAUGAUGCCAGUUAAUUCGUUUAAUACGAUUUACCAUUCGUCGGCUUUUUGGGGCUUGAUGCUUCCAGUUUCAGUUAGUACUAUGGCUUCUGAUGUUUUGAGAGGCUACUGGGGGCAAAGGCUUUUGUGGGAGAUUGGUGGGCAUGUUGUGGUUUAUCCACCUACUGUGCAUAGAUAUGACACAGUUGGGGGGUACCCUUUUUCUGAAGAGAAGGAUCUUCAUGUUAAUGUUGGGAGGCUUAUUAAGUUCUUGGUUGCAUGGAGGUCGAGUAAGCAUAGGUUGUUUGAGAAGGUUUUAGAGUUGAGUUUCGCUAUGGCAGAGGAGGGGUUUUGGACUGAGCAGGAUGUGAAGUUUACUGCUGCUUGGCUUCAGGACUUGCUUGCUGUUGGGUACCAGCAGCCUAGGUUAAUGUCAUUCGAAUUGGACCGGCCACGUGCGACUAUAGGUCAUGGGGAUCGGAAAGAGUUUGUACCUCGGAAGUUGCCGUCUGUGCAUCUUGGAGUGGAGGAAACGGGGACAGUGAAUUAUGAGAUUGGCAAUUUGAUUCGAUGGAGAAAGAAUUUUGGGAAUGUGGUGCUUAUUAUGUUUUGCAAUGGGCCUGUUGAACGUACUGCCUUGGAAUGGAGAUUGCUUUAUGGGAGGAUAUUCAAAACCGUGAUUAUCCUGUCAUGGCAGAAGAAUGAGGAUCUAGCUGUUGAAGCAGCCCACUUGGAUCGUAUGUACAAGCAUCUGCCGAAGAUAUUUGAUAGAUAUAGCAGUGCCGAAGGCUUUUUAUUCCUUCAGGAUGAUACUAUCCUUAAUUACUGGAAUCUGCUUCAAGCGGACAAGACUAAACUAUGGAUUACUGACAAGGUAUCCAAGUCCUGGACAACUGUGUCAACCAAUGGUAACACAGAUUGGUAUGCCAAGCAAGCAGAAAUGGUAAGGAAAGUUGUUGGCUCAAUGCCGGUUCACUUCCAAGUCAAUUAUAAGGAAGCUAUGAAAAGUGACCAGAGCCUUGUGAUAGGCGGUUCGGAGAUAUUCUACAUUCCUCAGCACCUCGUUACUGACUUUGUGGAUCUUGUUGGUUUGGUGGGUGAUCUUGAUAUUCAUCAAAAGGUUGCCAUACCCAUGUUCUUUAUGUCAAUGGAUUCACCUCAGAAUUUUGAUUCAGUUCUGCGCACAAUGGUAUAUAAGCAGGAGCCACCACCGGGAAAUUCUACUCUUUAUUCUGCUCAAGUACCUGCUGUUCAUCCAUGGAAUGUGUCUAGUGAACAAGAUUUCAUUAAGCUGAUAAGAAUAAUGGCAGAAGGUGACCCGCUCCUAAUGGAGUUAGUUUGA
Molecule: messenger RNA, 2310 nt
Organism: Dovyalis caffra
Lineage: Eukaryota; Viridiplantae; Streptophyta; Magnoliopsida; Malpighiales; Salicaceae
Source: the annotation of a GenBank genome assembly